AUGGCUGGACAAAAGAUUUGGUUGCGCGCUGAGACCAAGCCCGCUGAGGCGCGGUCUGCCCUGACACCUACUACCUGCAAGGCAUUGAUGGAUGCUGGAUACGAUGUGACUGUUGAGCGGUCCACCCAGCGCAUUUUCGAUGACGAGGAAUUCGCCAAGAUUGGAGCCCCCCUCGUUGCGGAGGGUUCCUGGGUCCAGGACGCACCUAAGGAUGCUGUCAUUCUGGGCCUGAAGGAGCUCCCCGAGGAAGACUUCCCUCUGGAGCAUGUCCACGUCACUUUUGCCCACUGCUUCAAGCAGCAGGGUGGCUGGGAGAAGGUCUUGAGCCGCUGGCCUCAAGGAAAGGGCACAUUGCUCGACCUAGAAUUUUUGACUGAUGAUUCGGGCCGUCGUGUUGCCGCCUUCGGAUGGUCCGCCGGUUACGCAGGAUCUGCUUUGGCUGUGAAGAACUGGGCGUGGCAAUUGACUCACCCCAACGAGUCCUUGCCUGGCGAGGUUCCCUACGCCAACAAGGAUGCCUUGAUUGAGUCCGUGAAGGAGUCUCUCGCAGCCGGUAUCAAGGUUGCUGGCAAGGCCCCUAGAAUUCUUGUUAUUGGAGCUCUUGGACGCUGUGGCAGCGGUGCCGUUGAUCUGGCCAAGGAUGUCGGCAUCCCUGACUCUAACAUUCUCCAGUGGGAUAUGGCUGAGACUAAGAAGGGUGGCCCCUUCGAGGAAAUCGCUCAAUCUGACAUUUUCGUCAACUGCAUCUACCUAUCUAGCAAGAUCAACCCCUUCGUGAACGUCGAGUCCCUCUCUGUACCUGGCCGUAACCUCUCUGUGAUCUGCGACGUGAGCGCCGACACCUCCAACCCCUUCAACCCCAUUCCCCUGUAUGAUAUCACCACCACUUUCGAUAAGCCCACAGUCCCCGUCACCGGCCUGAAGGACGGCCCAGCCCUGAGCGUGAUUAGCAUUGACCACCUCCCAUCUCUGCUCCCCCGUGAGAGCUCCGAGAUGUUCAGCGAAGCCCUCCUGCCUAGCCUUCUCACCCUUAACGACCGGGCCAACUCUCGGGUCUGGAAGCAGGCCGAGCAGCUCUUCGAUGAGAAGGUCGCUACUCUGCCCAAGUCGCUUCAGGCAUAA
Molecule: messenger RNA, 1122 nt
Organism: Penicillium soppii
Lineage: Eukaryota; Fungi; Ascomycota; Eurotiomycetes; Eurotiales; Aspergillaceae
Gene: lys1
Product: saccharopine dehydrogenase (NAD+, L-lysine-forming)
Exons: 10
Coding region: 1-1122 (373 amino acids)
Cellular component (GO): cytoplasm
Molecular function (GO): saccharopine dehydrogenase (NAD+, L-lysine-forming) activity
Source: RefSeq, a predicted model, not a curated record